Messenger RNA from Penicillium antarcticum, 1392 nucleotides. RefSeq lists its product as uncharacterized. NCBI's taxonomy places the organism in Eukaryota, Fungi, Ascomycota, Eurotiomycetes, Eurotiales, Aspergillaceae. Bases 1 to 1392 code for a protein of 463 amino acids. The record is from RefSeq and is a predicted model, not a curated record. The transcript is spliced from 2 exons.
AUGGCGGCCUACACCCUCCUCCACCCGCGACGCGGUCUGUCGCUCCUGGUCAUAAUCGCGACAUUGUGUUUCGGCGUGAUCUUCAUGCUCUGGUACGGCAUGAACUCCGACCGAGACUAUAUCCACCCGAUCCUGACGCAGCUCAUCCCCGCCGGCCACUGCGCCUGCCAAACCUCCACCACCUUCCAAUGCUCGACCUGCCUCUCCUGUCCCGAGACGGGCCUCGAACACGACGAUACACACCCCGGGUGGACCUUUGAAUAUGCUCGCGACGGUCGCAAUGAGGCGCUUGACCAGAAGCAGUGCAAGGCUGCGUUCCCCGGGUUAUUCGAGGAUAUUGCGCGCGGUGGGAAGUUUUGGUCUUCCCAUGGUGGCCUCUCCACGGCGGAACUUGAUUCCAUUCCCGUUGAGCAGGGUAUGGGGCGCGCGUUUAUCUCCAAUGGGGAGUUGUAUGUUGUGUCUGCGCGGUCCAAGGGCGAGGAUCACCGGAGGAAGAUUCUGGGGACGUUGAGUUCUAUUCAUCGGGCGCUGGCCGCCGACCCGGAACGAGCGUCGCGUCGCGACAUUGAGUUUGUCUUUUCGGUUGAGGAUAAGGUGGAGGAUGUGACCAAAGGCGAUUGGCCUGUUUGGGUGUUUUCGCGCACGCCAACUGAAGAGGGGGUCUGGCUGAUGCCCGACUUUAGUUUCUGGGCUUGGGAUAACCCCAACAACUAUAUGGGUCCUUAUGACCAGGUCGUGGAUCGCAUUCAGCGCUUGGAUAUCCCGUGGGCAGAGAAGAAGCCCCAGUUGGUCUGGCGGGGCAAGCCUAGUUUCGCGCCGAAACUGCGACGCGCGUUGAUGGAGGCCGCUAGGGACAAGCCAUGGGGCGACGUCAAGCAGGUCGAUUGGUCGACUGGGCAGAAUGUGCUCAAGAUGGAGGAUCAUUGCCACUAUAUGUUCAUUGCGCAUGUCGAAGGUCGCUCCUAUUCGGCCUCGUUGAAGUACCGACAGGCUUGUAACUCGGUCAUUGUCGCACACAAGCUUCAAUUCAUCCAGCACCACCACUACCUGCUGGUGGCGGAUGGUCCUAACCAGAACUAUGUCGAGGUGGAGCGCGAUUUCUCCGAUCUGGCUGACAAGAUCGAGCCUCUGGUUGCCGACACUGAGCGCGCUCGACUCAUCGCUCAUAACAGUGUCACCACCUUCCGCGAGCGUUAUCUCACCUCUGCGGCUGAAGCCUGUUACUGGCGGACCUUACUCGACGGGUACUCUGGCGUAUGGAACAGCACCGUCGAACAGUGGUCCGAAAAGAUGCAACGUGAACGAGGACUCCGGUACGAGUCCUUUGUGCUUUUGGAGAGCCCGAAGAUGUUCAAGUUCGAUGCUGCUGCCACUCAGGAUUGGCAGGGCUAA